Messenger RNA from Aspergillus homomorphus CBS 101889, 1852 nucleotides. RefSeq names its product amino acid permease. Gene Ontology annotation, molecular function: amino acid transmembrane transporter activity. The transcript has 6 exons. Lineage: Eukaryota; Fungi; Ascomycota; Eurotiomycetes; Eurotiales; Aspergillaceae. The coding region runs from base 48 to 1766 and encodes 572 amino acids. Gene Ontology annotation, biological process: amino acid transmembrane transport. The record is from RefSeq and is a predicted model, not a curated record. Gene Ontology annotation, cellular component: membrane.
CUAACAAUGGCACAGCUCCUGAAUUCUUGUUGUUUUGAAACGCAGUCAUGGCGGCCCACGAUAUUGAGAAGCAGCCUGCUGCUGCGCCUGAAUAUUCUCAGACCAAAGGCCCCGGCGCAUCUGCCGGCUUCGUUGACGCAGAUGCGCAAGCUAUCAGAGCCGAUCGGCUUGCACGCAAGUUGUCUGCUCGUCAGGUGCAGAUGAUUGCCAUCGGUGGCACCAUCGGCACCGGUCUGUUCCUAGGAACGGGCAAGUCUCUCGCUACAGGUGGACCUGCGUCCAUGCUUACUUCAUAUAUCAUUUGCGGUGCUAUUGUCUACGUGACGAUGCUGUCGCUGGGGGAGAUGGCUGCUUUCAUUCCUGUCGCGGGAUCGUUCUGUACUUUCGCCGGUCGUUUCGUCGAUGAUGCUUUGGGCUUCGCUCUUACUUGGAACUAUUGGUUCAAUGAUGCGGUAUCUACGGCGUCAGACAUCAUAGCUCUUCAGCUUGUGCUCGAAUUUUGGACGGAUAAUUUUCCGGGAUGGGCGAUCAGCUUGAUUUUCCUGGUCGUCGUGAUCAUCCUGAAUGUCAUGUCCGUGAAGGUUUAUGGAGAGAUCGAGUACUGGCUCAGUCUGCUCAAAGUCAUCACCAUCAUUAUCUUCAUCAUCCUCGGUAUUGUCGUAAACUGCGGCGGUAACACGGAUCACAAGUACAUCGGAAACAAGUUCUUCUACACCGGAGAAGCUCCGUUCGUUGGUGGGAUUGGAGGAUUCGCAUCCGUCUUCGUCACUGCCUCCUUUGCCUACGGCGGUACUGAAUCCAUCGCCAUCACCGCCGGCGAGACCAAGAACCCGUCCAAGACUCUCCCUCGCGUUGUGCGCAACGUCUUCUGGCGUAUCGUCCUCUUCUACAUCGUGUCCAUUGUUCUGAUCGGCCUGGACGUCCCAUAUAACUACCCCGGCCUGUUGUCCAAGACCACGGCGACCAGCCCGUUCACCAUUGUCUUCGUCGAGGCCGGCAGCACGGUGGCCGGUAGUUUCAUCAACGCGGUGAUCAUGACUAGCGUGAUCUCAGCCGCCAACCACGCGCUCUUCGCCGGCUCUCGCCUCCUCUACACGCUAGCGGUGGACGGGUACGCGCCGCGCUUCUUUGGACAAUUGAACCGCUUUCAAGUACCCUGGGUCGCCGUGCUAGCGACAUCAGUGAUCAGCGGGCUGUGCUUCGGCGCCAGCUACAUCGGCGCAGGGCAGCUCUGGUCAUGGCUGCAAAACAUCGUAGGCGUCUCGAACCAACUCUCCUGGCUCUUCAUCGGCGUCGCCUCCCUCCGCUUCCGGGCGGGAAUCCGCCACCAGAACCUGGAGCACCUCCUCCCGUACAAGAACUGGACAUACCCGAUCGGCCCGAUCAUCGCGAUCAUCCUCAACGCCGUGCUGAUCCUCGUCCAGGGCUGGUCCUGCUUCAGCCCUAGCUUCCACGUCGUCGACUUCGUCUCCUUCUACAUCGAGCUCCCCGUCAUGCUCGUCAUGUUCCUCGGCUGGAAGCUCGUCAAACGCACCAAGUUCGUCCGUCUGGGCUCCAUGGAUCUGCUUACGGAUCGGUAUAACCUGUCCCAUAUCGAUGGGGCGGAGGUCGAUACUGACGCGGCUGCGUAUCUCGCUGAGGGUGAGGGUGAGGUGCACGGCGCCGAAGCGGAGAAGAAUCAAACCGGGUUGCUUUCGGCGUUGAAGGGCGAGCAGAAGGGGUUCGUGGGAUUGGUGAAACGCGUGGGGAUGUGGCUUUUCUUUUAGGGUUGUGUGCUUUGGUUUGGGUUUGGGUUUGUUGGCAUUUUACAGAGAUACCUUUUUCCUUUCCUUUUCCCCUGGUUGAAAGGGAC